GAUGACAAGUGAAAUGAGAUCCGUACCCUUUUGAUUUCUUUUUUACAAGGAUGUGUUCCACAAUGGUUUCCGAUAUCAAAUACCAGUUGAGCAUCCUGUUUAUCCUUCUUUGUCUUUGCAACGCCGAAGACUUAAUUAUCAACACACGACUAGGACAGAUUAGGGGAUUAAUAAACACUAUUGAUGAAAAUGUUGCUUCCGUCUUUUACAACAUUCCGUUUGCCAAGCCACCUAUUGGAGACCUCCGUUUUGCUAAGCCAAUAGCUUAUGGAAGCUGGACUGGUAUUCUGAAUGCUACAGCAUUAGGGAAUCAAUGCAUGCAGUUUGUGGACCCAAGUUCGCAAGUGCCUGGAAUCGAAACCUCGGAGGACUGUUUAUACCUCAAUAUCUUUGUCCCAAAUAACGCGUCGGAGUCCGUGAAGAAGCCUGUCAUGGUUUGGAUUCACGGUGGUGGAUUCUCAGUUGGAUCCGCCCAUAUCUACGACUCAAAAGCUCUAUCUUUACUUGGAGAUGUUAUUGUGGUAACCAUUCAGUACAGACUCGGUAUAUUCGGAUUUUUCUCAAUUGGUACAUCAGAAGCUUUGGGGAACUAUGGUCUUUGGGAUCAGAUGUUGGCAUUGGAAUGGGUUCACCAGAAUAUUGACUCUUUUGGAGGUGACCCCUCCUCUGUUACAAUAUUUGGAGAAUCUGCAGGAGGAGCAAGUGUAUCCCUGCUUGCUUUGAUUCCACAAAACAAAAAUAGAUUUCACCGAGUAAUCGCUCAGAGCGGUACCAUGACGGUAUCAUGGGCCAUGACAAACUCUACCGAAGGUUCAUACGCGAUUGGAGAACUCAGUGGAUGUUCCAGAUCUUUAGAAGCAGCUGCAUUUGUAAGUUGUAUGCGAAGAAGUGCAGCUACGACACUUUCAAAUAAUUUUAUCGGAUAUACUUAUCGAGACCCAAACAAAUUUGCAUUGUCUGUGGAAGUAGGUCCUGUUGUUGAUGGCGAAUUGUUCAAAAUGACCCCAAAAGACAUCCUUGGAAACUUUUCAUCAGAGGAAUACAAGUUUUUCUCUUCUUUGGACUACAUGACUGGAACAGUUAAAUAUGAUGGGAAUAUUAUUCUGUUGUCAAUGACUGAAGCAUUUCAGAAGCACUAUGGAUUCAAUUUGACUACAGGUAUAACAUCAGAACAGUUUUGUAAUAUUAUGGUUCCUCCUAUUAUUGGUUUCUUCUUCAAGAGCAAUCCAUUUGUCUUGGAAGAGGUCUGCAAUGAAUAUCAAGUACAAAACAACGUUUCCGAGCAAAGUCGACAAAUGUUGAACCUCUUUACAGAUAUUUUCAUGGAUUAUCCAGCAUUUGAGAGUCUUCGCUCUCAUAGUCAAGACAAUAUUAAGUCAAACACCUAUUAUUACGUUUUCGAGAUUCCCGGACCGUCAGCCAUAACUCCCUCGCCUCCACCCUGGUACGAGGGCCCUGGCCAUGCAGAUGAAUUAGUGUAUCUAUUUACUAUGACUCCUUUAAGUGGAGUGAGGAAAAAUGUUUCUACUGCCAUGAUGACAUACUGGACAAAUUUUGCAAAGAAUGGAGACCCACGUGACCCGACACUCCCGGAUUGGAUGAGUUACGACAAUCAGAAAGAAGCUUACUUGGUAAUUAAUGCAAAUCAAUAUACAGCAAUGGAUUACAAGGAACAUCGUAUGAAAUUUUGGGACCAAGACAUUCCUCGCUUGAUGGAAUCAGCACCUACAGGAACAGUCACAGUUCAGACAAAACUGGGUCCUAUGACUGGUAAAAUCGAUUAUGUGGAUUACAAUUAUCAUAAAAAAGUCUUGAAAUUUUAUAAUAUUCCUUUUGCCAAACCACCAUUGGGUAAACUCCGAUUUGCCAAGCCUGUGCCUUACGGAAGCUGGACAGGAACUCUAAAUGCUACUGAACAUGGAAAUCAGUGUAUGCAACUUCCAUCUUAUGAAAUGCCAGGGAUAGAAACUUCUGAAGACUGUUUAUACCUCAAUAUUUUUGUACCACAUGACGUUUCUAAUUCUUCAAAGAAACCUGUAAUGGUAUGGAUACACGGCGGUGGAUUUACUGGAGGAUCAGCUCAUGUGUAUGAAUCAAGUGCUCUUGCAUUACAAGGAGAUGUUAUUGUGGUAACAAUUCAGUAUAGACUCGGAAUAUUCGGAUUUUUCUCACUUGGUAAAAAUGAAGCAUUAGGGAACUAUGGUCUCUGGGAUCAGAUGCUAGCCUUGGAUUGGGUUCACCAGAAUAUUGACUCUUUUGGAGGUGACCCCUCCUCUGUUACAAUAUUUGGAGAAUCUGCCGGAGGAGCAAGUGUAUCCCUUCUUGCUUUGAUUCCACAAAAUAAAAAUAAAUUUCACCGAGUUAUUGCUCAGAGUGGUACAAUGACUGCACCUUGGGCAACAACAAACGUCACCAAAGCUUCGUUUGCAAUUGGGGAACUUGUGGGAUGCUCUAAAUCUUUAGAAACACCUGCAUUUGUCAAUUGCAUGCAAAACAUCAAUGCCAACACGCUUUUAACAAGUGCAUUGGGAUACAUGUACAGAGACCCAAAUGCAUUUCAAUAUGACACUGAAAUGGGACCUGGUAUUGAUGGUGAGCUUUUCAAAGUGACACCAAGUGAGCUGUUAAGAAACUUUUCCUCAGAAGAAUAUAAGUUUUUCUCUUCUUUGGAUUUCAUGACUGGAACUAUGAAAGCAGAUGGUAAUGACGCUUUACUUGCAAUGACUGAAUCGUUUCAAAAAUACUACAGUUUUAAUUUAACUACUGGUAUUACAGCCGAUCAGUUUUGUAGCAUAUUUGUUCGUCUGUUUACUGUUCACUUUUUCCAAAACAAUUCGCACGUGUUCAGGACCAUUUGUGACGAAUACCAAGUGCAGAACAAUGUUUCUGAGCAGAGUCGACGAAUGAUCGACUUUCAUACCGAUUUUUUCUUCGCUUACCCAGCAUUUGAAAGUCUCCGCUCUCACAGUCAAGACAACGUUCAGUCUAAUACUUAUCAUUAUGUGUUCGAGUUGGACGGAGUGUCGAUUUUGCUUCCCUCACCUCCUCCUUGGUAUAUCGGCCCUGGUCAUGCUGAUGAGUUGGCUUACUUGUUUCCGUUUUAUCCCCUCAGUGGACAAUGGAAGGCAGUUUCAACUACCUUGAUGGCAUACUGGACGAAUUUUGCUAAAAGAGGAGACCCAAAUGAUCCUUCCCUUCCAGACUGGGCAGUUUAUGACAAUCAGAAAAAAGCAUACUUGGAAAUUGAUGCUAACCAAUAUACAGCAUUGAAAUACAAAGAACAUAGUAUGCAGUUAUGGGACCAAGACAUACCUCGCUUGAUGGAAUCAGCACCUACAGGAACAAUCACGAUUCAGACAAAACUGGGUCCUAUGACUGGUAAUAUAGAAUACUUGGAUGAAAAUAACCGUAAGAAAGUGUUAACAUUUUACAAUAUUCCUUUCGCCAAACCUCCAGUGGGUGAACUCCGUUUUGCCAAGCCUGUGCCCUACGGAAGUUGGACUGGUACUCUUAAUGCUACAGAAUCUGGAAACCAGUGUAUGCAAUACGAUCCAACAUCUCAAAUACCUGGAGUAGAAACCAGUGAAGAUUGUUUGAAUUUGAAUAUCUUUGUACCACAUAACGUGUCAGAGUCUUUCAAAAAGCCCGUCAUGGUUUGGAUACACGGUGGUGGAUUUACCGUAGGAUCAGCUCAUGUGUACGAUUCAAGUGAGCUUGCCUUACAAGGAGAUGUUAUUGUGGUUACCAUUCAGUAUAGACUAGGCAUAUUUGGAUUUUUCUCACUUGGUAGAAAUGAAGCAUUAGGAAAUUAUGGCCUUUGGGAUCAGAUGCUGGCAUUGGAGUGGGUUCACCAGAAUAUCGAGUCUUUUGGAGGGGAUCCCUCCUCUGUUACAAUAUUUGGAGAAUCUGCCGGAGGAGCAAGUGUAUCGCUUCUGGCUUUGAUUCCACAAAACAAAAAUAGAUUUCAGCGAGUUAUUGCUCAAAGUGGUACCAUGACAGCAUCAUGGGCGACAACAGACUCUACCGAAGCUUCAUAUGCAAUUGGAGAACUUAUGGGUUGUUCUAAAAAUCUUACAUCUGAAUUUGUCAAUUGCAUGAAAAACAGUGAUGCAAACACUCUUUUAAACAGAUAUUUGGUAUAUACUAAUAGGAAUCCAAAUUUGAUAAAUUUUGUACCAGAAAUUGGCCCUGUUAUCGAUGGAGAAUUGAUCAAGGCUAUGCCCACAUAUUUGUUGAAGAAUUUUUCAUCGGAAGAAUAUAAAUUUUUCUCUUCCUUGGAUUACAUGACAGGAACAGUAAAAUCAGACGGAAACGUAUAUUUGCUUGUAAUGACAGAAGCUUUUCAGAAAUACCACGGAAUCAAUGCAACCACGGGUAUUUCAGCCGAUCAGUUUUGUAGCACAUUCGUUCCUCCUAUUGCAGAAGAUGUGUUUGAAAACAAUACACUUGUUUCAAAUGAAAUUUGCAACAAAUAUAAGGUGAAGAACAAUGUAACCGAACAAAGUCGACAAAUGCUGAAUCUUUUUACAGAUGUAUUCUUUGCUUACCCAGCAUUUGAAAGUCUUAGUCUACACAGUGAAAACAACAUCCAGUCUAGCACUUUUCAUUAUGUAUUUGAGUUCGAUGUACAGUCAAUUUUAUUUUCUUCCACUCCUGCCUGGUACGUCGGCCCUGGCCAUGGAGAUGAACUGGGUUUCAUGUUCCCUUUUUAUCCCCACAAUGAACAAGGAAAAUCUGUUUCAGCUGCCUUGAUGAGAUACUGGACAAAUUUUGCUAAAAGCGGAAAUCCAAACGAUCCCUCCCUUCCAGACUGGGCUGUGUAUGACAAUCAGAAGAAAGCUUAUUUGGCAAUUAGUGCAAACCAAACUACAUCAAUGAAAUACAAAGAAAGUGACAUGCAAUUUUGGGGAAAAGAUGUACCCAAUUUGAUAAAAACAACACGUACCGGAACAAUUUCAAUUCUGACAAAAUUGGGUCCUAUGAUUGGAACAAUAAAUUAUCUGGAUAACGAUAAGCAUAAAACAAGAGUCUUGAAAUUUUAUAAUAUUCCUUUCGCCAAACCUCCAGUGGGUGAACUCCGUUUUGCUAAACCUGCGCCUUACGGAAGUUGGACUGGAACUCUAAAUGCCACGACGUUUGGUAACCAGUGUAUGCAGGUUGAUCCUGCAUCUCAAAUUCCCGGAGUAAAAACUUCUGAAGAUUGUUUGAACCUCAAUGUCUUCGUACCAAAUAACAUUUCUGUGUCAUCUAAGAAACCUGUCAUGGUAUGGAUACACGGUGGUGGAUUUACUGGAGGAUCAGCUCAUCUCUAUGAUUCAAGCCUUAUCGCCUCACAAGGAGAUGUUAUUGUGGUAACUAUUCAAUAUAGACUCGGAAUAUUCGGAUUUUUCUCACUUGGUAAGAAUGAAGCUUUAGGAAACUAUGGCCUUUGGGAUCAGAUGAUGGCAUUGGAGUGGGUUCACCAGAAUAUUGACUCUUUUGGUGGGGACCCCUCUUCUGUUACAAUAUUUGGAGAAUCUGCCGGAGGAGCAAGUGUAUCCCUUCUUGCUUUGAUUCCACAAAACAAAAAUAGAUUUCACCGAGUAAUCGCUCAGAGUGGUACCAUGACAGCACCUUGGGUCGUAACAAACGCCUCCCAAACUUCAUAUGCAAUUGGAGAAAUGGUGGGAUGUCCCAAAACUCUACCUACGUCUGACUUUGUCAAUUGCAUGAGAAACAGUGAUGCAAACACGCUAUUAUACAGAAGUUUGGGAUAUAUUUAUAGAAUGAAGGAGGUUAUGUCUUUUAGAUCAGAAAUGGGACCUGUCAUUGAUGACGAAUUGAUUAAAUUGGCACCAACUGAUUUGAUGAAAAAUUUUUCAAGGGAGGAAUAUAAAUUUUUCUCUUCCUUGGAUUUCAUGACUGGAACAGUGAAAUCAGACGGAAAUGUGAUUCUGGGAGCAAUGACUGAAGCAUUUCAGAAACAACAUCAAUUAAAUUUAACUACGGGUAUCACAGCCGAUCAGUUUUGUAACAAAUUAGUUCCUUCAAUUUCGGCAGAUUUCUUCAGAAAUAAUUCAAUCGUCUCCAAGGAAAUUUGCAACGAAUAUCAAGUGAAGAAUAAUGUUUCCGAGCAAAGUCGACAAAUGUUGGAUCUUUUCACAGAUUUGUUCUUUGCUUACCCAGCAUUUGAAAGCAUUCGAUCCCACAGUCAAAGCAAUGUUCAGUCAAACACUUUUCACUAUGUGUUUGAGUUAGAUGGACCGACAGUGAUGUUAUCUACGCCUCCACCUUGGUACAUUGGUCCUGGUCAUGCAGAUGAACUUAUUUAUCAGUUUCCUUUCUUUUAUCUCUCUGGAAAGCAAGCAUCUUUUGCCUCGACUUUGUUAAAAUAUUGGACAAAUUUUGCAAAAUCAGGGGACCCGAAUGAUCCUGGAUUACCAUACUGGCCAUCGUAUAAUACUGCUGAUCGUAGCUUCUUACGGAUGGGGGAAGAACUUAGGCCCAACAUGGAAUACAAAAUGGAGCGUUUGAAGAUGUUCGAUGUAGAAAUCCCACGAAUUUUAAAUGAAGCUUACCCUAUCGUAAAAACAAAAAGCGGAGAAUUAAAAGGAAUAACAAAAUACAUUGAUGGGAAGAUGGAAACACCCGUGACUGUAUUCCAUAAUAUCCCAUAUGCUGCGCCUCCAUUAGGUGAACUCAGAUUUUCAAAACCAAGACCGUUUGGUAAUUGGUCUGGUAUACGAGAUGCCACCAAACCAGGAGUUGAGUGCUUGCAAACAGAGGUGUCUGGCUUGUCGAAGAGUGAAGACUGUUUACAAUUAAAUAUUUUUACUCCCUAUCAUAGCCUUUCUUCUUCGAAAAAAAGAUCGGUAAUGGUCUGGAUUCAUGGAGGCGGGUACGAAUUGGGUACUUCCUUAAUCUAUGAUGGAAGUGAUCUUGUAGUUCAUGGCGAUGUCAUUGUUGUGACAGUAAAUUAUCGCCUAGGAAUCUUUGGAUUUUUUACACUGAAUGAUCCUUUGGCUAGAGGUAAUUAUGGACUAUGGGACCAGAUUUUAGCUCUUCAGUGGGUACAACAAAAUAUUGCCUCCUUUGGUGGGGACCCAUCAUCUGUGACUAUCUUUGGAGAAUCUGCUGGAGGAUUUAGUGUGUCUCUCCUCUCCAUGAUCCCUGAAAAUAAAGGUCUCUUUCAUCGAGUGAUAUCUCAGAGCGGAGUGUCCUCUUCUCCCUGGGCAUUCGGAGACUCUGAACCUGCGACAAGAUCAAUUGGAGACCUAUCGGGUUGUUCCCGAACUCUGAGCAGUUCUAAAUAUGUCGAAUGUAUGCGUAAUGUAGAUGCAAAUACCUUACAAAGUUAUUCAACUGCAUAUAUCUACAGAGAUCCUUCUACGAUACGUCAGAUACUAGAAUUUACACCAGGAUUAGAUGGGGACAUGUUUAAGAUCACUCCCGAGGAAAUUCUUUCAAAUUCCUCCUCUGAAGAACAUAAAUUUUUCACAUCUCUCAGCCUGAUUACUGGGACUAUGAAGACUGAAGGAUCUUCAUUAGCAGGAGAAAUUUAUCAAGAAGCAGUUCAAAACAAAUUCAAUAUUAAUGCAUCCCUAGGUAUUUCAACUGAAUUCAUGUGUGACAAUUUUACUCAAACUCUCGUGUCAGACUAUUUUAAUGGAAAUGGUCAGGUGUCAAAGUAUAUUUGUGAUAAGUACAGCGUCAGAAACAAUCUUACAGAACAAGGAAAGAAAAUGCUGGACAUAUGCACGGAUUUUAUAUUUUUGGCACCUGCUUAUGUAAAUCUUCGCUCCCACAGUUUCCUCAACAUUCGUACUAAAUCAUACCAGUAUGUCAUUGAAAGGCCACCUAUGUCAUUCGCCUACGUCUAUUCUCAGUAUUACCCUUCUUGGUUUGAUCCUCCUGGUCAUGCAGAUGAUUUAGCGUAUAUAUUUCCUGCAUACUUUCAACUCUCGUCACUGGAAGACAUUCAAUACUCCAAAACCAUAAUGUCUUACUGGACAAAUUUUGCCAAAUAUGGGGACCCAAAUGACCCGUCGCUGCCUUUGUGGCCAACCUACGAUUCAUCAAAUGAGGCAUAUUUUGCCUUUGACGACGAUCCAAAAGCACAUAUGAAAUAUGAAAAAAGUCGCAUAAAUAUUUGGGUAGACAGCAUUCCAAAGAUAAUCGAAAGCUCAUCGGCAUCUGACACCAUAGUUGAAACUCCAAUUGGUAAAAUACAAGGAACAAUAAGAGUUAUACCAGAAAAUCUUAACAGCAAUGUGUAUGUCUUUUACAACAUUCCAUAUGCCAAACCUCCUAUUGGCAACCUUCGAUUCGCUAAACCCAUACCUUUUGGUAGAUUUGACAACAUUUAUAAUGCGACUAAUAUUGGAAGCGCUUGCUUACAACCUGCACUCUAUUCAGACAUAAAAAGUUAUAGUGAGGAUUGUUUACAACUUAACAUCUAUAUUCCAAACAAUAUUUCUACCUCAAAUAAGAAAUCUGUGAUGGUUUGGAUUCAUGGAGGAGGAUAUGCAGUUGGGUCCGCCGUUCAAAAUGAUGGAUCCAUUUUAGCAUCCAAAGGAGACGUUAUUGUUGUAACAGUGAAUUAUCGUUUGGGGAUUUUCGGUUUCUUCAGUUUGAAUGACGCUACAUCGAGAGGAAACUAUGGGAUAUGGGACCAAAUCUUGGCUUUACGUUGGGUUAAAGAUAAUAUUGCAUCCUUUGGUGGAAAUCCAGACUCAAUAACUAUAUUUGGUGAGUCAGCUGGGGGAUUCAGUGUGUCACUUCUCUCUCUAAUUCCACAAAAUCGUGGGCUUUUCCAUAGAGUGAUAGCGCAAAGCGGAGCAGCUCUAAGUCCGAUAGCUACCGGAGACUCGCGCCCAGGAACAUUAGGGGUUGGAAAAUUAUCUCAAUGUAAUGGCAGCAGUGAGGAAUUCAUCAGAUGCAUGCGUAACAAAUCUGCAGAAGAAAUAUCAAGGCAUUAUUUAACAUUUAUAACUAGAAAUCCUUUACAAUUAGCCCCAGUACUUGACUUAUUGCCAAAUAUUGACAAUGAGCUGUUCCGUCAACCCCCCUCUGAUAUAUUAAAGAACACCUCAUCCGAAGAGUUUAAAUUCUUUGCUUCCCUAGAUUUGAUAUCUGGAGCGAUGAAGCAGGAAGGCACCGUGAUAUUUGAUACUUUCACCGACACUAUACAAAGUCAUUUCAACUUUGACCUGUCAGUUGGCAUGCCAACUGAAUUCGUUUGCAACUUUUUUAUCCCUGCUUUUAUUGAUUUCAUCAAAAUUCUAGGAAACCAACAGCUAAUUAAAACAACUGUAUGCGAAAAAUAUCGUGACUUCAGUUCUCAAGGAAAGCAAGCAAAUGAAGUGUUGAAUUUUGUCGCUGAUGUCCUUUUCACAGUACCCUUGGUAAAGGUCCUUGAUGCUCAUAGCUCAAAGAAUAUUCGCGCCAGGACCUUCCAGUACCUUGUGACCGAGGAUUAUCCGUAUCCUUAUUAUUCAUAUCCUAGUUGGUAUGAGGGCCCUGGUCACGCAGACGACGUGGGAUUUAUAUUCCAGUACUACACUCCCCCAACCGAGGGAAUACAAGACUAUUUGGCAGUUUCUGACAAAAUGAUAGCAUAUUGGAGUAACUUUGCCAAAAAUGGUGACCCUAAUGACAAUUCUCUGGAGAGAUGGCCAGUCUAUAACCCAGGUGCUAAAGGUUAUAUAAUUCUGGACAGAGGCACCAAACCUUCUACAGGGUACGCUAAUAGCAGGGUCAAGUUCUGGUUAGAAGACCUUCCGGAUAGGCUAACUAAUAAAGUGACAACGACGCCUAAGCCAUUUGUCAGAGAUGGGGCUACAAAUGUUAGACAAGGGUUUGGAAGUGUUAUACUGUUUGUAGUCUUUAUACACUGUUUCUUCCUAUGUUGCUGAUGAAUGAGAAAAGGGAGAUAAAAACUUUAUGUAGGUGUAUAUGUGCAUUGUUUCUUCAAAUAUUAUUGAUAUGAAAAUGUUUAUAAAGUUAUAAACCUAACUGUACACCUAUAUUGCCUAUCUGUGAUGAUGGUUAUAAUACUGCCUUGCAAACACUUAUUGACUUUUCUGUGAUGAAGGAAAUUUAUCUUUACUAAUCUUCUUAAAAAAUAAUUUAUCUUUAUAUUAAGAUAAAUGAAAUGUUAUUUUUUAUAUUUGACAGAAUAUAAGCUUUUUCAUCAUAAUUUUUUUUCCAUUUUUGGAAUUUUAUAUUUAUUAGUUUAUGAUACCGAUAUUAGCUGGUGGUAGCAUGUAAUCCACAUAUAAUUGUUUUGUUUUUAGAUGUUUAUAGUUUUAUGUACGUAUGAUAAAAUUUUCAUUUUAAGCAGAAAUAUCAAUCCAUUGUUUAUAUCAUGAAACAGUUCAGACAACAUUGAUCCUAUAUAUUAUGAAACAAUGUUGUGAAUUUUUAUUACAAUUUUAUAUUUUCUAUAUGUUCUUUAAUCUUCACACUGUGUAAUCUGACGUCCUGUCUAUUCUGACAACCUGUCUAUUCCGACACAGAAUUUAUAACCCUGUGCAUGCCGGAUUCGACAAACUUCACUGUAUUUAUACAUGUAUAUAUAUCGAUGCGACCAUAACAAAUAGAGAGAAUUUUAUGCAUGAAUAAAGAAAGAAAAGAUGAAGUUGAAUUGUGUUUUGUGUAGAUGUCGAUGAAAGAUACAAUAUAACAAAAUUGUUAAUGAAAAGCA
Molecule: messenger RNA, 10684 nt
Organism: Saccostrea cuccullata (small rock oyster)
Lineage: Eukaryota; Metazoa; Mollusca; Bivalvia; Ostreida; Ostreidae
Exons: 8
Coding region: 51-9893 (3280 amino acids)
Source: RefSeq, a predicted model, not a curated record